AAAGACUGUAGGCUGGCUGUCGUCUGUAGCCAGAGAAGCAGUCACACCCCACUUUCCCAGAUGCCCGUGCGGCUUCUGGCGAAGCCAAUGGAUUGGCGCUGCGUGUGUCAGUGAGUCUUGGGAAACAUGGCGGCGCCCGUUCUGAAAGUGUCUAUUCCGCGUUGGGAGAGGAUAGCGCGUUAUAUCGUUUGUAUUUUAGGGGUCUUGUUGUCUCUUUACGCUUUCCACAUAGAACGGGAGAAGGAAAGGGAUGAGAAUUAUCGGGCCUUGUGUGAUGUGAAUGAAUGGAUAAGGUGUUCUACUGUGUUUGUUUCCAGAUGGGGCAGAGGAUUUGGUCUUCUGGGAUCUGUAUUUGGUAGAGACAGUGCAGUGAAUCAGCCAAACAGUGUCUUUGGAAUUAUAUUUUUUGUACUACAAAUGUUAUUGGGUAUGACAGUAAGUGCAGUGGCAGCUUUAAUCCUGAUGACUUCAUCCAUAGUAUCAGUACUGGGGUCGUUGUAUUUGGCUUACAUUCUCUAUUUUGUGCUGAGGGACUUCUGCAUUAUUUGUGUUGCUACAUAUUUGCUGAAUGUUGUUCUCCUUAUAAUCAACUAUAAAAGACUGAUUUACUUGAAUGAGGCCUGGAAACGACAUCUUAACGUGAAGCAGGAGUAGUAACUGUGGAACAUUUGUUCAGACUGGGGGCCCUGCUGCUAGAAGUAUUCUGCAGUUAACUUGUUUCAUUGGGAGAAGCUUACAACAGGAAGCGAAACAGUCUUGAGUUGCAUUUUAAAACUUCAGAGGAACCCCAGACUGUAAUUUUGUGACUUCCUUGAGACUGUCAAAGGGUUAUGUAUGAAGGACUGCGAUUGGCAAGUCAAGUGUCUAAGAACUUGUUCAACGGUUUUUUGAACUUUCCUAACGUUCUACAGUUAAAUGUAAACUAAGACAGCAGUUUGCUUGGAAAGAUGCUUGAAUUAUAUGGUGUUAGAUACUUGAUCAUCCAAUCUGUACGUUUUUUAACAUGAAUUAAUGUGUGGUCAGAUUUUUUGUUUAUUGUUUACAGUAUUUUGUUAAUGUGACAUAGUGGAGCCCUGCUGUUUAUCUGUGAAGGGAAUCCGUAUUCACACUUGAUAAAAAAAAAAAUUCUGGGUUUACUCCAGAGAAAACUAACAGAAAUCCUUUAAAACACUUGUGCUGUAGGCUUUAUCUUUUUUCCUAGAUAUGUUGCCAUUGAGAAUUUGAUUAUAGGUUUGAAAGGUAUAAGCCUCAGCUGCCUAAACUACUACUGUUCCAUUGGUACAAGGAAGGCAUGGGUUGCAGAGGCCCAGGCCCAUUGAAUCUUUUAAGCUUAUAUAGAUUAUUUUAAAGCAGUGUUUGUCUUGACAGUAUGAUUUUAAGCAUUUCCAAGAUGUAAAUGAGUAAUAGUCUGAGUCUUAAAAUGUUAGAGGAUCAAGUUGUAAUUAAGAAUUCAUGUGUAUUGCCUAUUUGGUCAGUCUCGCUUCCUGUUUUGGCAGUAUGUUGCAUUUCUGGCUGUUUUCACAUUUGCUUAAUUUUCUUAGGCCAAAAUCCUGCCAAAUUCUUGUUGGUUUUAAUGGUCCAGUUUACUCUUCCCCCCCCCAACCACAUAAUGGGGGGGGGGCUUUACAGUAACAGAUUGAGUUGGGUCCAACAGCAGUAGCUUCAUUUAGUAGUUGCUGCAGUUUUAGAUUGGUAUGAAGGAUGGAUGGGAUGUCAUAGGCAAAGAACAUACGGCUGUGUUUCUGCCUACAUGCCUGUAAGAAGCCUCUUGAUAUACCCUGAGAAUCUGCGGCUUAAAUUCCCCACUACCGUUCUCCAGUAAGGGAGAAACCUAGCAGCAUUCAGUCUGCAGUGUACUGGUCUGUUUUUUUUUUUUACUUUGAUCUGUUCUGGAGUCCAGUUUGCACUGAGGAUGCCUCACUUCUGCACUUGCAGGAUGUCAAAUUUCCUGUUUUCAGUGUCAGAAUAAAUGGCUGCUGUUUUUUUUUUUUUUUUUUUUUAUUUAUGAAUGGUUUACAUCUUGGGAGUGUUUGUCUGUGUAGUGUCUCGUUUAAGGUGUCUCUUCAGUGACUUUUGCAUUGUGCAUAACUUGAAAAGAUGUACUUUCCUUUUCAUGGUUUAAACCAUUCUGUUAGGGUUAUAGUAUCUGGGUAGUAUUGAUAAGAACAAGCUGUAUUGCUGUAAGAGGUUGUGGAACAAUUUUGCAGAGGUUUUCAAAAAAAUAAAUUAUACAACAAA
Molecule: messenger RNA, 2238 nt
Organism: Protopterus annectens (West African lungfish)
Lineage: Eukaryota; Metazoa; Chordata; Ceratodontiformes; Protopteridae
Gene: VKORC1L1
Product: vitamin K epoxide reductase complex subunit 1 like 1
Exons: 3
Coding region: 127-654 (175 amino acids)
Biological process (GO): peptidyl-glutamic acid carboxylation; vitamin K metabolic process
Molecular function (GO): vitamin-K-epoxide reductase (warfarin-sensitive) activity
Source: RefSeq, a predicted model, not a curated record